UGUUCAGAAACCGCAGGUCUGGCCAGAAUGACCGCCUGUCUGGGGUCAGUGUGGCUCUUCACUAUGGUUCAGAGAGUGAAGACGACGCCGUUCUCUCUGGCUCUGUUUGCUACGACGAGGGAGAGUCCGAAGCUGAGAGUCAGAGUUCCAGUAUGGAGAUGAGCAACCCAAUCUUCCAGUUAUAUGAAGCUGUGAGAGGCGCCAGGAACAACCAGGGCCAAGUCUUCUCCGAACCGUUCCAGCAGCUGCCGUCUCGCAGGGAGUACCCUGAUUAUUACCAGCAGAUCAAACAGCCAAUCGCUCUGCAGCAGAUCAGGGCAAAGAUGAAGAACGGUGAAUAUGAAAAUGUGGAGCAGAUGGAGUAUGACCUCAAUACGAUGUUCGAAAAUGCAAAACGCUACAACAUGCCUAACUCAAGCAUCUACAAGCGGGCCUUCAGGCUGCAGCAGAUCAUGCAGGUAAACAGACAUUUAUCCAACCUGUGUGUGGUUCUUCUGCUGACCCUCUAGGG
This is a messenger RNA of Cynoglossus semilaevis (tongue sole), 511 nucleotides long. RefSeq names its product protein polybromo-1-like. Gene Ontology annotation, molecular function: chromatin binding; protein binding. Gene Ontology annotation, biological process: transcription elongation by RNA polymerase II; chromatin remodeling. The record is from RefSeq and is a predicted model, not a curated record. The transcript is spliced from 3 exons. Bases 153 to 509 code for a protein of 118 amino acids. NCBI's taxonomy places the organism in Eukaryota, Metazoa, Chordata, Actinopteri, Pleuronectiformes, Cynoglossidae. Gene Ontology annotation, cellular component: RSC-type complex; SWI/SNF complex.